Molecule: messenger RNA, 6039 nt
Organism: Periophthalmus magnuspinnatus
Lineage: Eukaryota; Metazoa; Chordata; Actinopteri; Gobiiformes; Gobiidae
Gene: mmd
Product: monocyte to macrophage differentiation-associated
Exons: 7
Coding region: 352-1071 (239 amino acids)
Cellular component (GO): membrane
Molecular function (GO): pore-forming activity
Source: RefSeq, a predicted model, not a curated record
GGAGAUGAGCCGAAAAUCACUCACUAUUGUCGGCUCGGAGGUAGCGGCAGCCUGGGGUCGUAAACACCGCUGCGCUCGCUUCUUUUUUCGGCGUGUCCUGACCGCCUCUGCUUCUUUAUGGACAUUUUGAAUUGAAACGUGUGGGAAUGAGCAGUUUUUGUCACAUAAUGAUCCUGAGAAAACGACUAAAAGGGCGAGAUUGUGGUGGGAGGCUGCGAUGCUAAGUCGAAGCUAACGCUAGCCUUUCUUUUUUUGCUUUUGGGACAUUUUGUUGUGCAUUCCGCAUAUUUUUAACCAGAUUCUUUUGCUGGUUUGCAGAUUUUUUGAGGUUUUGUUUUGAAAAGCUUAAAAAUGAAGCGAGUUAACAGCUUCAAUAGGUUCAUGAACAGAAGAGCGUCUGCCAACUGCCGCUACCAACCCACAUGCUACGAGCAUGCCGCUAACUGCUAUACGCACGCUUUGCUGAUCGUGCCGGCCUUCGUGGGCAUGGCUCUGCUCCAUCGCCUCUCGGACACGUCCUGGGAGAGGAUCACGGCUGUGGUCUAUGGUCUGGGCCUCUGCGCGCUCUUCGUUGUCUCCACCGUGUUUCACAUCAUCACCUGGAAGAAGAGCCACAUGAGGUCGAUGGAGCAGUGCUUCCACAUGUGUGACAGGGUGGUCAUCUACUUCUUCAUCGCUGCCUCCUACACGCCCUGGUUGAACUUGAGGGAGCUCGGGCCUCUGGCAGCUCACAUGCGCUGGUUCAUUUGGCUCAUGGCAGCUGCAGGGACCAUCUACGUCUUUAACUACCACGAAAAGUACAAACUGGUGGAGCUGGCCUUCUAUCUCACCAUGGGCUUCUUCCCUGCUUCAGUCGUCACCUCAAUGAGUAACACGGACGGUCUACAUGAGCUGGCAUGUGGAGGUUUGAUUUACGUUCUGGGCGUUUUCUUCUUUAAAAGCGACGGUAUUAUCCCCUUCGCCCACGCCAUCUGGCACGUGUUUGUGGCUCUGGCCGCUGCCGUUCACUACUACGCCAUUUGGAAAUACCUUUAUAAGAGUCCCGGGUCAGACUCCCUGCUCGAAACGUGACCCCAACUGUGAUGAUCUUAAAGGUGCACUGUGCAACUUUUUUGAGCAAGGAGAGUGCCAGCUUGUCUCUGUGGAGAUACUAUUGCGUUGCUUGGAAUGUUACACAGUACGGUAUUAUACUUCUAUCUGUCUGUCUAUCUAUAAGUGACAGUAGCUCAGUCAGUAGAGUGUUUGUCCACCGAUCCGGAGGUUGAUGGUUCGACGUAAACAUCAUUGGUAGAACGUUCAGAUCCACUCAUCCACAGGUUAGUGAUGCGAUUGCAGCUCCCAUACAUGAAUACUGCUGUUGUGUCCUUGGGCAAGACACUUAACCCUCCCCCCAGUGUCUGUGUACACUGGUGUAUGAGUGUGUGUGAGUGGGUGAAUGGUUCCUUGAUCUAAAGUGCGUUUAGAGCUUUGAAGCCCUAUGUAAAAAUGUGACUAUUUACCAUUUUUAAUCAAUACAUUCAAAUACAGGCAUUAAUUACUGCAUCUUCUUACUGUGAGUGGGGUGGCCUCUGCACUGAUCUGAGCUGUAACUUGGCCUAGCUCUCCCCUUCUCGUCCCCAUGUAAAUAGAUACAUUUAAUACCAUACUGUGGAACAUUCCAGGCAAAGCAAUAACCUUGCAAUGGUGGACCCUCCUUUACACAGUGCAUCUUUAAAGUGCAUAUAACAGGUUAGACUACUCAUUUCAGUAAAACAUACUUAAGGUUUCAUAUUUCAACAGUUUACUCAAAGUACUGCCUAGUUUUAUAAUUUAGGUAAAUUCCAUAACUGUUACCUAGCAACUAUAAUGUUGACAAGGGCUAAAAUUGGUUUCAAUUACACAAUAAUUAUGAUUUCAGUAAUAGAAAUAAAUAACAAAAUGACAUUUAUUUUGUUAAGUGAAGGUUAAACUUUCAGGAGAAAUGCCUUCUUUGUGCCUCUGCAAUUUCGAUGGAAUUGAUGACAAAGGUUGAGUUUUGGGGUUUUUUUUCCCCCCCCUCUAACGUUUUUUUCCACAAACGGACACUUAACUGAUGUAAAACUAUAAUAAAUAUUUACCACAGGUACGAUUCCACCAAACCCAGGAAUAACAGAAACAUGAAAACCUGUCAUAUGCACUUUAAGUAUAAAACAAAACAGGAAACAAGCACAUGGCUCCUACACAAUAAAAGCAUUCAGAAAGAUAAAAUCUAGCUUGCAAAAUAAACCAUGGCGAUAAAAAUUACAAACUAAGAAAAAAUAAAUAGCCAUAUUGCUUAUCCAUUUAAGCUAAUAACAAUAUUGGAGAAUUUCUCAAUAUAAAAUGAUAAUAAUAAAUCCCUCAAAAUGUCUAAUCAUGUAAUGUAAUAUAAAUGAGGACUGCCAGCUCUGAUUAAGUUAACUCUGAGUAACAUUUUGGCAUAAAUGUUAUCAGUAGCCGAGACCAUAAAAUGAUGUGGAAGACAGCGAUAUUUAUUUCAUCAUUGAACAUUUAAUUUUAUCGUGAGCAUUUGUGAAGUUAAAUAUUAAAUAAUAUUUAAAUUUUGUGCCAAAUCAGUAAAAAAGCCAAAAGUCUGAAGAUUUGAAAAUUGUAGGAACUUUAAACUGCCUGAAGCUGCCAAUAUUCACAACAUCAAAGUGUUUACAGUCCAACAGAAGCAAAUUUAUGUCAGAAUUUGAAAUGUAAAGUGUCAGUGUGACUAGACUUAAGUAAAAGUAUGUUUGUUUUUUUGUUUUGUUUUUUUGUUGUUGUUUUUUUGUUUUUAGUUUUUUUCACUUUUUUGCACUAAGAAAAAAAGCAGCUUAUUUCCAGGCAAAUGCUGCUUCUUUGGCUCUAAUCUUCCACACUAUGGCAUUGAACUUCUCUAUCGCCAUGGAGAUUGUUCUGAAGUAUGAUUUUAAUUUUCUAGUUCCAUGGACGCAUGCAGGAGAUGUGCCCCUUCUAGAAAAUUACAUACCUUUACAUACCUUUAAGGAAAGUAUUCUACUAGUAUUUGAGCUGUAAAAUAACCAUCUCUUAAUUUUUACAAUUUUGGUGUGCUCCAGUUCAGGGAGAACAAAACGUGAAAUUUCAGUAUUUGAAAAGGUUCAAAUUCAAACUUUGGACAUGAAUUUGCUUCUGUUUUUUUGUACAUUGACAAAGUAUGGAGCCCCUAAAAUCCCUUAAAUAUAAUAGUACCUUGAACCCUUUGGGGGCUCUGUACCAAAGAGCAGUGUUUUACACAAAAAUAUUUUCUAUAAACAAAAUCAGAUUGUAUUAACCUCAGCAUUCUCACAUACAUUCCACUCAAUUUGUAAAACUGUUUUGCCAAAUUGCGUAUUAGCCUUUAUAUGAUCAUCAGAUACACUUGGUACUGGGAAACCCAUUAAAAGCUAAAACUUGUUUUUGGUUGCUCAAAAAAACAACAACUUGGCAUUAGUGUUAAAAGUACUUUCCUGCUCACUACUGUUCACACGGCAAACGCUAAAAUCUAGCCAAAUUAAAAUGACUUGAAUUAAAAACGUUUUUUCUUGAUUUGUGUAAAUUUCACUUAAAAUGAUCUACCAAUGUAGCCAGACUUUUGUACUUAAAGCAAAAUCAGCUUUUCAGAACUUUUAACCAUGUCUUGGUUGUCUCCUCUCAACAUUUACUAACCAAUGUCGUAUUUGGAGUGAUUUCUGCAUGUUUGAGCUAUCGUGAAUCACGUAUUUUGCAACUUCUGCUUUCACGUCACCGGUACGCGCUCACUGCUCCGUACUUGCUUUGCUCUCCAGUUUCAUUUUCUUAUUCCGUAAUACAUGUAGGAUUCAGUAGCACCAUACAGCCAUUUUGGUACAAAUAAAAAAAAAUCUGCUGCUCGUUAAUGUGAUGUACAACUAACCAUGAAAGGUGCUUAUAACGUUUUCUGUGACGUCUGCUUCCAUUGUGUAGUUUUCUAAUGCAGAGGUCAGUGUACUUGUUUCUUUAAUUAUUAAGUUUAGAUCAAUUAUAUAUUAUUUAGAUUAAUAUUGCGAUUUAAAAUGUCCAAAUUUUAACAUAAUAAUUCUCGGGUGCUUGGAGAUUCUAAAUAUAUAGCAGACAAAAAUACAAAAUGGUCUUCUUCCAAAUAAGAAAAAAAAAAUCCUGUUAUACUUUUUCAGAUAAGAAAAACAAUGAGGCUUUUCACUUAAAAAAAGAAACAAAACUGUAGCUUGAAUUAAGAAUUAAGAAAAAAACACAUUGGUGGAUCAUUUUACUUUCAUGUUGAAUCUACUCAGAGUAAACUAUUGUUAAUUUAAGUCAUAUUUAACUUGCCUAGAUAUUAGUGCAGUGUAUUCAAGAGAGUAAAUAAACUUGAAAAUUAGGUAAUUAAGUUAUUUCAGAUUAAUACUGUAAUUAUGUGCGCAUUUUGUAUCUGUGCAAAUUUGAUUCUCAUUCAUUUGAUCAGUAUGAGGCGUCUUCAGACCUUGUAUAUUUGUCCAUGGUUAGCACUCAAACAGUUCAGAAAAAAGCCACAGAUUGUCCUCCAGAAAAAUGACGUAAUGUACCUUUAAUAGAGUACAAAAUAAUUCAAAUAAACACAUACAUAAAAUAAAAAAAUAUAUAAAUAUACAAAAUAUUCAUUGAUAAAACUGCAUUAGAGAAAAGGCCAGCAUAGCCUUCUGUUCUAAUCCAGGUUUAGUUCUGGUUUAGUCCUGGUUUAGUUCUGGGUUCUACUUGAGUGUAGUCCCUAUUUUGAUGUUGGAGUACAAAAUAAGUCAAAAAAUUGAUAAAUAAACGUUUUGAUGUAUGUAAGUUGAUUAAAAUCAGUAAAUAUAAGGCAAAAUGGUGAUCUGUAAAAUGAUGUGACAGAAAAUUCUAGCCUCUUGUUUCUGUCCUGGUCUAGUCCAGAUUUAGUUCUGAGUUUGGUCUUAGUUUAGUCUCACUUUUGAUAUGAACGCAGCCUUUGUUCUUAAUUAUAAAUAAUGUGAAAUUUCUCUUUUUGCUGGACUGUAAAUACAAGGUCUGGAGAUUCCCUGCCUGAAACUGUGUUGAUUCUCUGUAUUCUUGCGCCCUCUACUGGUGUGAAUGCUCAUCGUAUUCGUCGGAGAAGCCGGAGUCUUGAUUUAAACUUGAGCCAAACAUUUCUGUGACUGUGGCGUUUUUAUGGUAUUUUACUGUGAAAAGACGUGAGCGAUUCUGCAUGACUUUUGUACAAUGUGAUCAGGGCUUGAUAUUAACUACAGCCACAUUUGGGCAGUUACGAACACAUUUAUUUUACCAACAGAGACCAGGUACAAAUGGAUUUAUACAUAAAGCCUUGACUUACUUGAGAAGCUGUACUUAAAAUGAAGAAAAAUAUUCAUUCAAUGUGUAAAAACUAGUGUUGAUUCAACCCUACCACUGACAUAUCAUAUUGCCAAAGCGCUUUGAGUGCCUUGAAGGUGAAAAAGCACUAUGUACAAACAAAUUUAACCAUUUACCAUUGUGUCUUUGGGCAAGGCACCUCUCCCUAUGAAUGUGGCGUUUGUUUUGGUGGUUGAGGAGCUGUGGCUAUAGAUUGAAACUAGCUUGUAUCACCAUUAACAAGAGCAAACGAACAAUAGAAUGUACAGAAAAUCUAAAUCUUAACUCCGCUCCAAACCUCCAUUAAAAAGACCCAACCCGAUCAUUGACGAUUAGAAACGACUGAAUUAUAUCUCGAUUAACUCUUGAACUUGCCAAAAAUCGGCCACUCGAGUUAAUGUCAAGCCUGUGGGAUCCUGUGUCCUCUGCUCUUCUCUGUCCAGGAUGUGUGGGGAAAAACGACUGAAUGAAACUAUUUCGCUCUCGUUUUGGUAAAAACAUUGACUAUGUCCGGAGGCCGCGUUUUUUCAAAAUGGUGGCUCCUCCUUCUGAACUCUAGAACCACUGUGUUUUGUAAUGUUUGUAUAUUGUGUAUUCUAUGACUAUGUUCUUAAUGUUGUUGAUCCUGGCCUUUGCAGGAAACUGAAACUGCUUUUGUCCAUUGGCUGUUUAUGGUGCUGCUGAUUUAAGAAUCCUCCAGUGACUUUCUAAUGUGACAAUAAACGAUACUAUUCCCAA